Molecule: messenger RNA, 1794 nt
Organism: Penicillium riverlandense
Lineage: Eukaryota; Fungi; Ascomycota; Eurotiomycetes; Eurotiales; Aspergillaceae
Exons: 10
Coding region: 1-1794 (597 amino acids)
Source: RefSeq, a predicted model, not a curated record
AUGGACCCUCUUUCCCUCGCCGCCUCGCUCGCCGGCGUCAUCACUACAUCAACCCAGAUUCUCGGCAUCAUCAACACCGUCAACUCCAAGAACAACGAAGAGCUAGACUCCCUCUCCCGAGAGGUGACAGCCGUCCGUGCUAUUCUCUUCCAGAUCCAGCGGAUCAUCCAGCUCCAAUCUGCGAAACCAACCAAAAGCUCUGAAUGGCUAGAAGCGCUCAAUGAUACGCUCGAUGACUGUGGGGAUCUGUACCUCGGCUUGCAGAAGGAGUUGCAGGGAUUAUCUUAUCAUUCCAAGUUUGACGCGCUCAAGAAAAAGAUCAAAUGGACGCUCAAAGAGAAGAAUAUUCUCGAGACGCUGAGGAAAUUGGAGAGCUACAAGCUAUCAUUGGACUUGUUGCUUUCGGUUCAGACUAGCACGACAACGUCGAAUAUUGAAGACAUACUUGUCCAGGUGCAGAAGAAGCUCUCGCUGAAAUCUGCUGAGUCUCCUGCUGUGCAGACACCUCUUUCCUGGAGAAAGAACCUAGCAGGAUUCGUUGCAAAGCCUGCGCAGACGCAGAACCAAAACAACUCAGCAGCAUUCAGUGAUACACAGAGCGCCUACGGUAUCAAUCAAGAUGAAGGUGCCGAUGCGCCAGAUCUUAACAGCCCAGAUCUAACGAGCGUUUGCGAAAUAGAAAUCGGUCACCAAACGAUCAGCCUCAUCUGCGGCUGGGAAGAGUCAUCAAUAAACGCGGCUAUCAAACCAAUCCGGGCCCAUAUCCUCUUCAAAGGGCCAUCGCAGAGUGAUCUUUACUUUCUGCAGCUGGGAGAAUCCUUGAGCAACAAACUCAUCGAGCGAUUCGUCGUUCCAGUCGGAAACUUGAGUCUUAUCAUCGCCCGCUGUGACGGGAAAAACUCGGCCUGUCUCCUGGAUGACCUAGCUACGCGUGACAAUUGCGAGGACUUCCAGCUUUCGGUGGAUAAAUAUGCACUCCAACCUAGCCUAGGAACUCAGCAGAUCCUGGUGAACUUUGAGAGUGCACAAGAUGGAACCGAAAGAUCCUACAUCUAUCCAUACCUCGAUAUCGACUAUAGCGUUUCCAAUGAACCACCUAGGCUCACGUGUCGAACGAAGCCAAAUGGCACAGCCGUAAUAUUCAGAGAGGACCUAUCGACCUUACAUAUGGAAAUAGUCUCAACAGAAACCGUUCUCUGCACGACGCCGGGGGGAAAGACCAUCUCAGCUACAUUCGGAUCUCUGAAUGAGUUGGUUCAGACCUUCUAUCGCUUACGAGAUGCCGUCGAAGAGUGGAGAUUGCUCAAUACCAAAGGGCUUGAUGACUACGAGACAAAGGCAGAAUGGGAACUCGGAAGCUUCGAAUUCCUAGAGAAUCUCGGAAGCCGCGAGUUCCAAGAAAGUUCCAAAAGCCAAGUCAGCCCGUUCUGCAUGGUUCGCGCCGUUGCAAAGUCCGACCGCGUCUACAAGCGCUUGAAGAUAGAUAUCUUUGACGAAAAGACCUCCGAGAAGCUGGCUUCUUGCUUUGUGGUUCUUUCGGCCGUCCUCUUUCAUAAGAAGCAUUUCAGACGGGCGGAUCCCAAAUUCUUCACUAUACCUAUGUUCGUGGCUGGGUUCUGGGAUUUGAGGAAUGGCGGUACGGAAACACCUGAUAAUUUCCGAGCUGGUCAGGUUCGGAUGCAUACUAGUGAUGACAAGAAGACGUGCGAAGAGCUUGAAGAAUUGGUUGAGACCAUAAUCGAAGGGACUAGAGAUGCGCAGAAGCGUUUUCUGUGCGAAGUGGGUCGAGUCUAG